Messenger RNA from Mycosarcoma maydis (corn smut), 1482 nucleotides. RefSeq lists its product as uncharacterized. NCBI's taxonomy places the organism in Eukaryota, Fungi, Basidiomycota, Ustilaginomycetes, Ustilaginales. The record is from RefSeq and is a predicted model, not a curated record. The transcript has a single exon. The coding region runs from base 1 to 1482 and encodes 493 amino acids.
AUGGUCAAGGUAGUUACUUUCCACGCUGCGGCGGCGCUCGCGCUUGCCGGCACCGCCAUUGCCGGCCGCACCUCGAGGCUGCACCACCGUCAAAGCUCUGCUUCGAUCAUGCAGUCCGACUACCAGAACGGUGCCCCCGCUCCUGGCGCUCGUCCAGGUGACGCUGCCGGCCAGACCGUCGUCAUCGACAACGACGGAGGUCACGAUGACAACUCGCAGCGUGCCGGUUGCCCGACCAUCUUCAUCGGCUCGGCUGCCGUCGGAGGAUCUUUCUCAACAGGUUGGACCGACAUGCCCCAAGUGCUCGGCUUCGACACGAUGCGUGACCUGUCGGUCGGCAACAACGUCGUUCAACCCUACAUUAUCGAACGCGGCAAGAAUGCGGCUCAGAUCAAGCGCGUCAUCAUCACCCAACCUGGUUUGCCCCGCGACUACUGGAAGUAUGCCAACCUGGUGCGCAACUCGCUGCUCUGUGCCUCGGUCAACUCGACCAUGGGCAUCAACAGAGAUGAGAUCCUGAUCGCUGCACCCACCUGGUUUAGCACCAACGAUGCUUCUGCCGGUUCGGCUCAGUCGAACGAUCUAGUGUUUACCGGAGGAAGCUGGGCCACCGGUAUCAACUCGGCCGGUCCCAACGGCGAAGCCAUCUCUUCUUUCGAAGCGCUCGACGAUCUCAUCGACAAGUUCUUUGACAAGUCGACCUACCCGAACCUGCAGCACAUCGUCGUUGCGGGCCAUUCGCUCGGAGGUUCCUUCACCCAGCACUAUGCCAUGCUUCGAAAAGCUAACUCGGCCCAGGAUUCCAAGAUCAGCUACUUUGUUGGUAACCCUGGCGCGUACGUCUGGCCCACCUCGGACCGACCUGUCCAAAAUCCCGGUGGCAACUGUGCCUCUACUGCCGAUGAGUGGGGAUACGGUCUGCAAAACCUCCCUCCGUACGGUAACGGGCAAGGCAGCGCUAGCAGCAUCGCCUCGCGCUACUACGGUAGAAACGUCAUGUACGCUCUCGGCACCGACGACAACGAGGGAGGUGACAGCCACUGCGAAGCCCAGUACCAGGGCACAUCGCAUCUCAGCCGAGGCCAAAACUUCCAGCGCGAAUUGGAAUCCGCCAACGGCGGUACCGUCCCCUCGAGCCAGCAGUUCAACUACGUCUCUGGAGUGGCUCACGAAGACUAUCUCAUCUUUAGCGAUCCCAACAGCCAGCACUUUUUGUUUGUUCAGGGUACCGACUUUGGCGCAGCUAACCCCACUGGCUCCAGUUCGUCAUCGUCGGCCGCGGGGGCUUCGGCGACGCGUAGCAGAGCAUCCUCUUCGCCUUCUGGGUCGGCAACUAGGUCUGGCACGGCCGCUUCGGCUUCCGGUUCGGGCUCGCAGUCGGGUUCAUCCACGAGCGGUGGUGCUUCCAACUUGAUCUCGCCUGCAACGGCAGUCUCGGCGCUGCUCGCCUCGUCGGCGGCGCUUCUGGCUCUGGCUCUUUGA